Messenger RNA from Thalassophryne amazonica, 2814 nucleotides. It is a transcript of the gene cmklr1, whose product is annotated as chemokine-like receptor 1. Bases 84 to 1127 code for a protein of 347 amino acids. Gene Ontology annotation, molecular function: G protein-coupled receptor activity; complement receptor activity. Lineage: Eukaryota; Metazoa; Chordata; Actinopteri; Batrachoidiformes; Batrachoididae. The transcript is spliced from 2 exons. Gene Ontology annotation, biological process: phospholipase C-activating G protein-coupled receptor signaling pathway; chemotaxis; regulation of calcium-mediated signaling. The record is from RefSeq and is a predicted model, not a curated record. Gene Ontology annotation, cellular component: plasma membrane.
GCUGGUUGGAAGGCAGUUUUGUGCUGGUCAGCGUCGAGUCAACAGCAGUGGGCCAAUUAUACAGAAGCAGUGAUUGAGGCAAAAUGGAUGACUUUGAGCAAAGCUAUCAAGAUGAUUACAAUUACACUUACGACAACGGUACUCCACCUGAGGAGGCAGUGCCAGUUUUCAAACACAACUCAAAGUGCUUCAAGGAAGCCUCCUGUGUGAUUUUGCUGGUGGCCAGUGUGGUCAUUUUUCUGCUCGGGGUCUGUGGAAAUGCGCUGGUUAUCUGGAUCUCUGGCUUCAAGAUGAAGAAGACAGUCAACACCACGUGGUACCUCAGCCUCGCGAUCUCAGACUUCAUCUUCUGUGCCUUUCUCCCAUUCAGCAUCGCCAACACUGUGAUGGAGGAGUGGAUCUUUGGGCUUAUAAUGUGUAAAUUUAUCUCUUCAAUGAUGUUCCUCAACAUGUUUAGUAGCAUUUUCCUGCUGGUCAUCAUCAGUGUGGACCGCUGUGUGUCUGUCAUGUUUCCAGUCUGGGCCCAGAACACCCGCACUGUUAGUAAGGCUUCUGUGGCUGUGGUCCUGGCCUGGCUGUUCUCCAUCGCACUGUGCAUACCCUCUGCCAUCUUUCGUGUCGUUGACAGUCAUCUUGGAAAGACCUCCUGCUUCAACAAUUAUACGUUACAUGAACACAGCCAAAUGAUAGUCACAGUGAGUCGCUUCAUCGUAGGCUUUGUUGUCCCUUUCUUCAUCAUCAUCAUCUGCUACUCAGUCAUCAUCAUCAAAUUGCGAACCAACAGGAUGACCAACUCCUCUAAGCCCUUCAAAGUCAUGACUGCACUCAUCCUUGUUUUUUUCAUCUGUUGGCUGCCAUACCACGUAUUUGUCCUGCUCGAACUCAACUACCAGCUCUAUGACCGUCACAUCUUAACAAAUGGACUCAAAAUGGGUCCAACGCUGGCAGCAGCGAAUAGUUUCCUUAACCCAGUAUUGUAUGUUUUUAUGGGCAAUGACUUCAGACAGAAGUUCAAGAGUUCUCUGCUUUCCAAGAUGGAAAAUGCAAUGGGAGAUGAAGGCCGUACCACAAGCCGGUACCUGUCCAGGUCCAGCUCUAUGGAUGGAAGAGCAUCCACACACAUCUGAAGCGCUGAGAGUGUCAUGACACUCAUUUAAAAAUUCCUCUGUUCUCUUCCUUUGUUGUAAAUAUGUAAUUACUUGAUAUUAGGUUACUCUAGAAACAAAGGAUAUGAUCAUUCAGUGUUAGAUGAAAUACCGCGUCAUUUGUAUAUGUGUAAAUUCAGUGUACAGCUGGUGGACAGUCACAUGCGGAGCUCAAGAUUCAAAUGAGAUUAGUCCAUUUCACUGUUAGUUAUGUAUAUUUGAUCCACUUUAUAACUUUUUGAGACAAGAGUAUUUUUCAUGAGCCCCCAUUUUGAAUAAAAAAAAAACAAAGAAAACUUAUGCAGUCAUGUCCAGUCCACCCUCUCUGACAAGCUAUUGUAAUUACAGCCCCUAAGGAAGAAAUGUUUUCUGUACUCUGUUUGUUAGCAGGAUUUUGCAAAAAAGAUUAAAUCGAUUUUCAUGAAACAUGGUGAAAUGGUGAGGCAUGGGCCAAAGAGGAAACGAUUCAUUUUGAAGCGAAUUAAGGAAUUUUGUGUGUGUGUGUGUAAUCCAUUAAUUUUAUUUCAUCUUCUUUAACACUGUGAAAUAGGGCAUUUCUCAACCUUUUAAUGAAUUUCUUAACCAAACAGCCAAAAUCUCUAAUAGUUAGAGAUAUGUGUAAAAUAUUGAUGGAUGUGUGUUUUAUUGGAAUUUUAACAUAAUUGCAGACACAUGAAAAAAAUGUGAAAGCAUGUCCUGUUCUCUAUUUGCCCUUUGCACACGUAACUACUGAACAAGUGAAAAGUGCAAAAGUGCAAUUUUUCCAAAGUGACAUUUUGUGACACACAAAAAAAUGUAACCUAUACCUUUAACAGGCAAGCAACGUUUCUUUGAUGAACCUCAUUACAUUUUCUUUUCUUUACUUAUGUCCAUCCUUUACUUGUGUUUUUCCUCACUAAAUCUAACAUUGCUUCCAUGAUAUGGCUCAAUGUUUUCCACAAACUCCUGCCUAUAACACAAAGGUGUUUUUUAAUGCAAUGUUUUACUGACAGUUGAAUAACAAAUAUGUCCCAAUUAUUUUUUUCCAGAUUCACUUUUGUAUUCAGAUUUAAUCAUUCUUUUGUAUUCUUUCAUCAUCAUUGCACUUAACAAUUGUCAAGCAAACGUUUAUGCUUUUGAGUUUUUUAGGGGAUUUGUUUGUGAUAUAGCUUUCAUUUGUGCACUGCUCAAAGUAGCUCAAUAAAAUGAGUAUUUUCCAAAAUAAAGACAACUUGCAGCAUGAAAAUUGCUGCAUCUUGUAUUUCUUGCAACUAAAACCUCAACUUGCCUGUUGCCCAGAGGGGGAUGUCCUAUGGUUUUCUGUCUUAAUACCACAGGGGCUAUUUUUGUGUUUGUGCAUAGAAGGGUUAUACGCUGCACACAGGGUGUUUUGCACAACUUAUUGUAUGCACUCAGGACAGGCUGGAAUGAAUGAAAAUUAAAAAUGAACACCAAAAGUAUUUGCUGGCUCUGCAGAUUUGAAUCUGUUUUAAAUAUGGGUUUGUUGUACUGAAUUCAAACCAUAAUGCAAUGCACGUCCAGCACACAUCAGUUAGCAGCAGCUGAGAAAUCCACUUUAUUGAAUGGUUAUUUCUUAUGUAAACACUGUAGUCACUGUGGUUGGUGCAGUACAGUGUUUGUGAUGUUUUCAAUGUUCCUCUUUUUCAAAAUAAAGAACAUGUAUUACUGC